This is a messenger RNA of Erigeron canadensis, 937 nucleotides long. RefSeq lists its product as uncharacterized. The transcript is spliced from 2 exons. The record is from RefSeq and is a predicted model, not a curated record. The coding region runs from base 96 to 770 and encodes 224 amino acids. Lineage: Eukaryota; Viridiplantae; Streptophyta; Magnoliopsida; Asterales; Asteraceae.
UUCUUUGGAAAGGUUGUGCUACAAACACACACAUCGGACUCUUAUCCAAUUUUUUCUUCUCACCGACCUCGGCCACCUAGCCACCAACGACGGCGAUGACGUCAACCCCUCCAUCCUCCCACUCUGCACCCCACAUUCUACUCCUCCUCCUACUAUUCACAUUCACAAUACUAUCAGCAUCCCCCAUCACAAACGCAUCCGCCCCACCACCAACGCCAACAACAUGGCCAGACCAAUUCCACUCAAUCCUAGUAAUGAACAAAAGCGGCAUUCUAGAAUUAAUAGAUUUAUGGUACGACUGGACAAACGGUCGUAACUUCAACAUAAUCCAACACCAACUGGGAAAUGUUUUGUAUGACUUAGAAUGGAACAAUGGUACCUCUUUCUAUUACACACUUGAUGAUGAUAAAAUAUGUUCUUCUGCACAGCUGGAGGUUGGGAUACUGAGGCCUAAUUGGCUGGAUGGUGCGACUUAUGUUGGUCAACGGAAAGUGGAUGGGUUUGAUUGCUAUGUUUGGGAGAAAGCUGAUUUUAUUACUUAUUAUGAAGAUGUUGUUACUAGACGCCCUGUUCAUUGGGUCUUUUAUACUGGAAGGGAAGCACACGUGAUGACGUUUGAAGUAGGUGCAGCGCUUGAGGAUAUAAAGUGGCAGGCUCCUUCCUAUUGUUUUGAGGAGAAGGAGAAGACGCUUGUUACAACAAUGGCAGAUGCUAGCAUUAUGCAUAGAGGUUUGGCAGAUUUUGACACUCUUAGAAUUGGAAGUAUGUAGCGUACUCUAACCGGUUAAUGUGCGUAUCUAGAUUUGUCUCAUUUUUAUAUUUCGUUGCGUUACGCUUAAUAAUGAUUGAUCACCUGCGAUGAAUCACUUUUUGAAUAGUGUAUGUUUAUUCUGACAUAAUGUUCAAGAAUCUGUGAGAUUCCAAAGAUUGCCAUGAA